This is a messenger RNA of Aureococcus anophagefferens, 444 nucleotides long. RefSeq lists its product as hypothetical. Gene Ontology annotation, biological process: proteolysis. Gene Ontology annotation, molecular function: serine-type carboxypeptidase activity. The record is from RefSeq and is a predicted model, not a curated record. The annotation marks the transcript as partial. The transcript has a single exon. Lineage: Eukaryota; Pelagophyceae; Pelagomonadales; Pelagomonadaceae.
GCCUACGAGCCCUGCGCCUCGGACUACGGCGCGGCCUACCUCAACGACCCGAAAGUCCGCGCGGCCAUCCACGUGUCUUCGAACGCGACGUGGGGCGAGUGCUCGGACGCGGUGUCCGCGGCCUACAACUUCACGGACGCGGCCCGGCCCAUGAUGCCCGUCUACGACGAGAUCUACGCGCGCGCGCCGCACCUCAAGGUCCUCGUCUACAGCGGCGACGACGACUCCAUCUGCGCGACGAUGGGCAGCCAGAAGUGGAUCUGGUCCCUCGGCCGCGAGGUGCUCGACGAGUGGGCGCCGCGGCUCCUCGACGGCCAGCUCGCGGGCUACACCGUCAAGUUCGAGGGUCUGACCUUCGAGACGAUCCACGGCGCGGGCCACAUGUGCCCGGCGACGCAGCCCGCGCGCACCUUCGACGUGCUGCGCGCGUUCCUCGCGUCCUGA